AUGGCACCUAGUGAAGUCGUCGUCUGCAGCUUCGUGGCCGGCCUCUAUGGCCUCGACGAAGCCUCGCACGAGUGGGUGCUCUCGGUGCCCGAUGCCAUCCACGUCCACGUCUUUAUGGACGACGCCGGGCUCUUCCGCGUCGUGGGCUGGGUCGAAGCCACGGGCGACGUCGUCGUCAAGCAUGCGAUCACGCGCGACUGCAUCUGGCUCGACGUCAACGAGUAUUUCGCCCAGAUGACCAACGCGGCGGACGUGACGUACGGCCUCGCGUUCACCGAUCCGACCCUCGCGACGGAAGCAUCCAACGCCGUGCGCAAGAUCCUCUCGCGCCUCCAAAACGAGACUAUGCGCGACAACAACCUGCUGCCUGCCAUUGCCAUUGCGCUCGAGUUGUCCAGCGAGCCGGUCAGCCCGACGUCCGACCUGCUAGAUAUGAAAGACCUCCCCGUUGUGGCUCCCCUGCUCUCGGUGACGACACCACCACGCCGGAGCUUUCCGUUCGCGCCACCCAGUCCCCCUCAACCCUCCAGUACACGCAUUAAGCGCAGUGCGAGCGUGCCGCAGCCGGGUGCGCCACUCGUGUGCGUCAGCGAAUUGCGGCGCGGGAGCUUUCCACUCGCGAUGCCGCCUCUCCUGGAUUUAUCGCUGCCCCCGAGUUCGUCCGCGUCGCGUAACAGCUCGCGCCGGCAGUCGCUCGCGAGCUUCGAAGAAGUCGAGCACGCAGCGACGGCUGCGAUUGAUGCCACCACGACGCCGCCUAAGCCGGCGCUCGAACCCGUCCCGCGUGACAAACCCGUGCAGUAUCCGAGCUGCAUUUUGCCCGAAGACGCGCACAUUAGCCGGCCGUACCAGAUGCGACAGGAAGUUCACGUGACGUUCAACGCCGAGUUGGCGCGGUACGAAGGUCUCCCGACCGCGUGGCGCAGCCUCAACAAGCAGUUUGGCCUCCCGAUCGACGCCGUGCCCAAGCGCAAGGUCGACGGCUACGACGCCAAGAUCCCGGCCGUGCUCCAAAUGAUGCGCGAGUAUCUCGUCCAGAACGGCGGCCUCGAGACCGAAGGCAUCUUCCGGCUCGCGCCCGACAAGGAGGCAUGUAGCGCGGUCAAAGAGGCCAUGAACAACGGCGUCUUUGCCGGCUGCAACGACGUGCACAUUAUUGCCAACCUCAUCAAGGUCUGGUUCCGUGAGCUGCCCGAGAGCCUUCUCAACGUCAUUCCAGAAAAGCGCAUCUACCAAGUGUGCGGCGUCACCGACCCGAGUCUCGUCCUUGACGUCCUCCGCGACGUUCCGACGUCGCAACGCAGCGUGAUUUUAUGGCUCCUCGACCUCAUGGCGGCCGUCGUUCUGCGCGAGAAGCAAACCAAAAUGAGCGCGAAAAACAUGGCGAUCGUGCUCUCGCCCAACCUCUUUAGCAUCGCGUCUGACAACCCGAUGGUCGCACUCACCAUGUCCCAAAAGGUGGCCGAAUUCACCACCGUACUCCUCAAGGCGCGGCUUAUCGUGCACCAUGGCUACACGCCGCGCGCCUAG
Saprolegnia parasitica CBS 223.65 is the source of this 1530-nucleotide messenger RNA. RefSeq lists its product as hypothetical. The transcript has 7 exons. The record is from RefSeq and is a predicted model, not a curated record. The coding region runs from base 1 to 1530 and encodes 509 amino acids. Gene Ontology annotation, biological process: signal transduction. Gene Ontology annotation, molecular function: GTPase activator activity. Lineage: Eukaryota; Oomycota; Saprolegniomycetes; Saprolegniales; Saprolegniaceae.